Messenger RNA from Gadus macrocephalus (Pacific cod), 1843 nucleotides. RefSeq names its product inositol 1,4,5-triphosphate receptor associated 2 (gene irag3a). The transcript is spliced from 13 exons. NCBI's taxonomy places the organism in Eukaryota, Metazoa, Chordata, Actinopteri, Gadiformes, Gadidae. The coding region runs from base 582 to 1772 and encodes 396 amino acids. The record is from RefSeq and is a predicted model, not a curated record.
AUCAAUAUUUAAUCCAACUGAAUAUAGCCUAAACCUGUCAGUAACUUUGUAUUGGGAGGUUAUAGUUAGUGUGUAUUCAGGUCAAGUAAUGUUAAAGACUAACCUUAAUGGCCUUGGACAAAACAAAGUUUAGAAAGACCGCAAUGAACGGCCUUAAAGAUGAAUAGAAAAACACUACUAUUUUUGGCAGGGGGAAGUUAACUUUUGAGGGAAUAAGGUCAGCCUUGCGUAUGCAUCGUAAAUUUUCAAGGUUAACCAAACUUGGGUAAAUAAGUUAAAAAUAUUCAUAGUUGCCACCAGGAAUAUGUAUUUUGUGAUGAGAUGUACUGAGUGUAUAAUGCACCUUUUGCUGACCUCGGUAAUGUUCACACCUGCCCACCAGAGGCGCCCUCGUGUACACUUCCAGAUUAGUUUCUGUGGAUCCCUUAAUAGGAUUAUCUACUUACUCGGAAGAACCAUAGGGAACGACCACAGUGGAAGGACAACAUUUUAGAGUUUACUGCACUGUUAAUUGAAUAGGGGUUCUUCUUUGCAAUAACUCCUUUGGGGUCAUUGUAGGGUACCCACAAGUUUUUCCAGAAAUGAUCAUUGAGAAUUCUACAGAAACACAACACACUGGUAAUCAUCUCACCAUGGCAUGCAGUGACAGUGAUGAAGAAUACUGUCAAGUGGAGCCUCCUGUUACACCUUGGAGCGACCUUUCUAUUGUAGAGCGAGUUGGCCUGAACACCACACAAAUGUCAGAGGACGAAAUCGAGUCCGCCUUUUGCCAGAUUACGUUGGCCUUCCGCACGGACCAGUACACCCUGAAACAGAGGCUACAGGCGGAGGAGCGCGCCCGUAACAUGGCUGAGGAGAACAUAGAGCAGGAGCUGAGCCGAGGGAGAGAGACCCUGGGGGACCUUAAGGCUCUUUGCCUGGACAUCAGGCGCAGCGCGAUCCUACAGAAGCUGGAGCUGUCUCUGGACAUCGUGGGUGGGACCGUGGGGCGGAUCUCCACCACCGCGGAGCUGCUGGGCUCAGUGCACCAGGAGGCGCGUAUCUGCAGAGCGGUGGAGAUCAUGGUGUCUCACGUGGAGAAUCUGAAGAGACGCCACGAACGAGAAGGACUGGAGUUGGAGCAGACCAAGAAGCUGGUCCAUCGCAUCUCCCGCAGAUGCCUCACCGAACCGGGAACCCCUAUAGAUGUUGAUGUGAUGGAACUCCAAAAGCAGGACCAAAAUACCUUCCAGAAGUACAAUGGCCGCCGUAGGGUCAGCACAUCCAUCAUCACAAAAGAAUCCCAGGAGAAGAGAAAGCGAGACCUGAAGAAGCAGUUGUCCCUGGGUGAUGGACAUUCCCCCUCCCCCACCUUCAGCUCUGAGUCCAACUGGUCCGUCGACCAGUACUUGUUGGAUGGCAGGCUGCUCGUGGAGGCAGAAGAGGCUCCUCAGGGGUUGGCCCUGGUCCGACCUGUCCGGAGUCCGUCCCCGCUCCCCGACCAUCAGAGUCCUCCACCUCCUCCACCUCCUCCUCCAUCCGCAGAAGAAGCAGCCAGGAAGACCCGCAGCAAAAGUUGUACAGUGGAGACUGUACUGAGGCAGAGACACAGGGGCAGAGCCUCAUUCUCAAAGAGGAAGGGAGUCAACCAUUUCCGGUCUUCUAUAAGCUCGCAUAGCGCAAAGUUGAGACCAUUCCCUCUGGCUCACUGGCUCGUUCGCUCCCGCUGGGCCAUCCUCUACGUUGCUCUCCUUCUGAUUCUCUGUGCCGCAAUGGUGACCCUGUUCUCAUAGAAACUUCACAAGUAAAUUAUUAAAUUAAUAUUUUGAGAAUUCCAUUAAAUUCAGAUUUUCUUCUGUGUGGA